AUGAUGGCGCAGAGAACUGAACCAGUAGUGGUCACCAUAGAUGUUUUUCAAAAGGGAGGUAUCCAAUGGAAGCAAUUCAACCUUGACACCUCCACUGCUUCCUCUUCACCUCCAAAACCAUUGCUAAUAUUUACACCAACUGUGCCUGGUUCUUACCCUGUAAUGCUUUUCUGCCAUGGCUUCUUCAUUCGCAAUAGCUACUACUCUGAGCUCCUAGCCCACAUAGUUUCACAUGGAUUCAUAGUUGUUGCUCCUCAACUGUUCUCCAAUGGGUUGCCUAUGUUUGGAUGCGAAGAAAUAAAGUUUGCAGGAAAAGUUGUGGAUUGGCUAGCCAUGGGGCUUCAACCUCUGCUUCCUGAGAACGUUGAAGCCAAAUUGGAGAAAGUGGUUCUAUCAGGUCACAGUAAGGGUGGAAAAACUGCAUUUUCUGUGGCACUAGGUUAUGCUAAAACCAUGCUAAAGUUUUCUGCACUUGUAGGCAUAGACCCUGUGGGAAGCAUAUCUAAGUGUAAUGUUAGCAAAACAAUUCCUGAAAUUCUCACAGGGGUGCCACGUUCACUGAAUUUGAACAUUCCCGUGGCUGUAAUAGGCACUGGACUAGGACCAGAAAAGGCUAAUAUUCUUUUUCCACCAUGUGCUCCUGAUGGGGAGAACCACAAGGAGUUUUUCAACGAGUGCAAACCCCCUUGUGCACAUUUUGUUGCAACAAAGUACGGUCACAUGGACAUGUUGGACGAUGAAACACCUGGGGCAAUGGGGACCAUGAUGUCUAAGUGUAUGUGCAAGAAUGGGAAGGGUCCUAGGGACUUGAUGAGAAGGACCGUGGGAGGGUUGGUGGUGGCCUUUUUAAGGGCACAGUUGGAUGAAAAAUGCAAGGAUUUUGACGCCAUUAUAACUGAUCCUGAUCUUGCUCCUGCUAGACUUGAUGAUGUGGUGUACAUACCAGCAUGA
Molecule: messenger RNA, 951 nt
Organism: Sphenostylis stenocarpa
Lineage: Eukaryota; Viridiplantae; Streptophyta; Magnoliopsida; Fabales; Fabaceae
Source: the annotation of a GenBank genome assembly